Molecule: messenger RNA, 2314 nt
Organism: Cannabis sativa
Lineage: Eukaryota; Viridiplantae; Streptophyta; Magnoliopsida; Rosales; Cannabaceae
Product: inactive leucine-rich repeat receptor-like protein kinase CORYNE
Exons: 3
Coding region: 718-1986 (422 amino acids)
Biological process (GO): protein phosphorylation
Molecular function (GO): protein kinase activity; ATP binding
Source: RefSeq, a predicted model, not a curated record
UAAAAACAAAAAAGAAAGAAAAUUAAUCAAAAACCAAAACAAACGGAACGGAGUUUACUUACUUUUGUUUGGUUCCACUGUUUUGGAUUUUUUGCUCUAAAAAUCAUUUCAAUUUUUAUGUUUUUUGUGUAAUAAUUCAACAUAAUCUGAUUGGGCUGGGGUCCUCUCCUCCUCAAUUCUAUUCUAUUUUACCUUGAUUGAAAGAUUUUAUUAAAGCCCACAAUCAAAUGCUUCUUUUUUCUAUAAGAAUUUCUUUUGAUUAUUUUAAAUUUCUUUUUUGUGUGUAGCUAUAGUAUAUAAUAGUGUCUCUACGGGUGUCCCAGUGGCAUUUUUUUUGCAUGUUCACAUUUUUUGAGCAGACAGACAAAGAUGGGAUUCGGUGACCAACCGGAACCGAUUCUUUUCGUCUUCCUUGUCAAGAUUUCUUCUCAAAAUUCCAUUUUUCCCUUAUGAUAUUCUCACAUUUUUCCAUGCAGCCUUCUCUACCCUAUCUUCUUCUCAUCUUAUUAUACAUUACCAGUGGAGCAUUUUGGGAGUGAGUUGGAUUUUUCUUCUCUUUAAAUUAACAGCUCUUAAAAAGACAACCCCAGAAAGCUUUUACCCUUCUCUCUCUUUCUCUCUCUUCAAAUUCUUAAAAGGACCAAUAUUUACUGAGUAUUGGAGAGCUAAAGCAAAAUGGCUUGAAGAAGGAAGCUCCAUCCAGGAAGACCAUAUGAGAUGUGGGUUUUCUCUUUAACUCUCUUAUUACCUUGUUCCUUGGAUGCUUUCAUGGAUGACACAAGGCCUACCCACAACAUCUCUACUCUGCUUUUGUUUCUAUUGUUACUUUUUCUUCACCAGCCAACUCUGCGUUGCCAAGAGAGUAGUGGUACCAGCAGAACCAACAAAAUCUCCUCUGAGCCUCCAUCACCUUCUUCUAGUUCCAGACCCUCUCACUUCCAAAACGGCGUUCGCAGAGUCAUUCUGAGCAUUGCUUUAGGUGUUUUGACCGGAGUUGGGGGAGCCCUUGUCGUUGCUUUCAUGGUCGGUUGCUUUGUCAGGUACAAUAACAGAACCCCAAUUCUCAAAGGCCCAGUAAUAUUCUCUCCCAAAAUCGACCCCAAAACGCUGCAAUCGGCUUUGUCGAGCGAAAAUCAGCUACUGGGGUCAAGCUCGACUGGUAAGUACUACAGGACCGUGCUAGACAAUGGGCUCACUAUAGCAGUCAAGAGGCUCGAACCCUUUUCUGAGAACGGCUCACUGGAGGGUAAAGGCAAGUCUAAGUCAAUGAAGAGACUCAUACAGCAGGAGCUGGAAGUUCUUGCUAGCCUCAGAGACAGGAAUUUGAUGAGUUUAAGAGCUUAUGUUCGUGAUAAAGAUAGGUUCUAUUUGGUUUAUGAUUAUAUGCAGAGUGGGAGCUUGGAAGAUGCUAUGAGUAGAGUUAGGGAGAAUGAAUUGCAGCUUGGCUGGGAUUUUCGUCUUCGAAUUGCUGUUGGUGUGAUUAAAGGGCUUCAGUAUCUUCACUCGGCUGUUCCUCAGAUUCUCCACUACAAUUUAAAACCUACAAAUGUCUUGUUGGAUGCACAGUUUGAGCCCAGGUUGGCUGAUUGUGCCUUGGUUAAGCUUACUCCCCAUAUUGAUCGCCCAACUUCUGGUUAUAGUGCUCCAGAGUGUUUUCAAAAUGGCAGGUAUACAGAUAAAAGUGAUAUUUUCAGCUUUGGGAUGAUAUUGGCAGUUCUGUUAACUGGUAGAAACCCAACCGAGCCGUUCUUCGGGGAAGCAUCUAAUGGGGGUAGUUUGGGGCAGUGGUUGCGGCACUUGCAGCAAGCAGGAGAGGCAAGAGAAGCUUUGGAUAAGAGUAUUGUAGGUGAAGUAGGAGAAGAAGGUGAGGAAGAUGAGAUGUUAAUGGCAGUGAGAAUAGCUGUUGUAUGCCUUUCAGAUGUGCCUGCUGAGAGACCUUCAAGUGAUGAACUUGUUCAUAUGCUAACCCAAUUGCACAGUUUUUAAUGAACAUAUUGAUUUGUCAUGGAGGUAUCAACGGUUGAUGAUUAACCAAAAUCCUGACUUCCAACUAACUGAAAAUGUCUUUGCAUGUGGAGCCUUAUUUUCCAUACCAAAUAACUUGAUACUCUUUUUAUUCUUUACAAAUAUUCCAUGUAGUAUACAAACUACACUUUCCACUAUUUGAAUCACUUCGGAGUAUACCCUUUAUUUAUUGCAGUUGUUAAUGUAUAUAAUCUCUUUGCUAAUGAUUUGAAAGGAUUAGUACUUAACAACCCUAAUUAUGACACACAUGUUCUGGAAGAUAGGGAAUGAAAUAACAUUUAUUUAUGUA